Penicillium griseofulvum is the source of this 975-nucleotide messenger RNA. RefSeq lists its product as uncharacterized. The transcript is spliced from 2 exons. The record is from RefSeq and is a predicted model, not a curated record. Gene Ontology annotation, biological process: regulation of DNA-templated transcription. NCBI's taxonomy places the organism in Eukaryota, Fungi, Ascomycota, Eurotiomycetes, Eurotiales, Aspergillaceae. The coding region runs from base 1 to 975 and encodes 324 amino acids.
AUGUCCGGUCUCGAGAUUGUCGGAAUCGUCGCUAGCAUAGUUCAAGUCGCAGACCUCGGUGCCAAAAUAUCAGUCAACCUUUGCUCUUUCUACCGCACUGUGAAAAAUGCCAACAAUUCUAUGCGAAGUCUCUCUAAUGAUGUGUCUCUUACUUGCAGUGUGCUCCACGAACUUGGUAAAGCUCUCGAGCAGGACUCCGACACGAAAAUUUGCUCGUCUGGGGCUUUCAGCACUACCCAGGAUAUCUUGAAAGAAUGCAGGGAAGUCUUUGAGAAAAUCGACAGUGGAAUUGAGAAGCGUGAGCAGGAAAAAGGAACGAAUCGACGUCUUCGUGGGGCUCAAAAAUUCACAUUGGGGUUCCAAGGGCCAGAUCUGGACUUGUUGAAAAGUAAUCUGGAGAGGUUAAAGUCUACCAUGUUAUUGAUGCUAAAUGUCCUUAUGUACGCGGGGCAGAUUCGCAAGGAUGUUGGACCUGGCAACAUCCACCUCCUCCUCUUCAGCCCUGGAGGCUGCCACUCCAACAGAGGUCAAAGAGUAUACCUCUCUGGUCCGAGGACUGCUCAGCGAGAUCGACAAUUGGUACUCCGGAUUAGGAAUGGUGUCGCCAAUGUGCACUCAGUGGAAGUUCCUCUUUUCCAAGCGACCUACGGGCACUCCAUGACUCGGAUCCUCGAUGAUCCUUUCUUCAAAUUUAGAGAGGUUUGUGUUCCUAGACCCGAUAAGGGAUACAGACGGCAAUUCCGCCUUUUGAAACGCGCUUCUUUCCUCAACAGAGAGGUCACAGCAGCCGGAACCGAAGAGAGCUGGCCCGCACAACACGAGCCUUCAAGUCAGAUGGCGUGCUAUCAGCGACCGGUAUCCGACGAAUUUAAGCCCGUGGAUCGGGAGGUGGAAAAAUUGAUUCUACAAUGGACAACACUGGAGCGAGGAGAGAUGGAGAUAGAUAUGGAAGAGGAAGUGGACGAGACCAAGUGA